Messenger RNA from Argiope bruennichi, 2086 nucleotides. Its product is annotated as T-cell leukemia homeobox protein 3-like. Gene Ontology annotation, biological process: animal organ development; regulation of transcription by RNA polymerase II. Gene Ontology annotation, cellular component: nucleus. Gene Ontology annotation, molecular function: DNA-binding transcription factor activity, RNA polymerase II-specific; RNA polymerase II cis-regulatory region sequence-specific DNA binding. Lineage: Eukaryota; Metazoa; Arthropoda; Arachnida; Araneae; Araneidae. The transcript is spliced from 3 exons. The record is from RefSeq and is a predicted model, not a curated record. The coding region runs from base 521 to 1621 and encodes 366 amino acids.
CGCUCACUCUAAACACGCAGCGAGGAAGGCGGGUGAAAGUAAAUAAAGAAACAAAAAAACACCCGUAAGAGGAAAGUCGCGGCUGCCUCGUUACGGCAAUAGACAUUGAGAACCUGUCUUUCGACCAGAAAAGUAUUUGCUGAGCGCCGGCUUUUUUGUUCUUCUUUUUUGCAUCGAUAUUGCGUUAUUUCGACUUCGCAAUUCUUUUUGGCAGCGUGAUUUGACAAUUAAAGACAAAGAGUUAAUUGUGAAGGGAAAAAAAAUUAUCGAUUUAAUGUGACAGAUGCUUAUACGAAGAAAAAGGAUCGCAAGUGAUGGAAAUUACUCCGGGAUUCACGACUUUUAAAUUUUUAUCUGACAUCCGAAAGUAAUAGAUUAUUGUAGUGCUUCCCUGAAUUAUAUUUGCCUUUUGGAUCUGUCUACCACUUUAUUGUAUAUACUCUAAAACAUGGAAACAGUGUUUUUGACUUUUGGAAAUCAGUGCUUGAUUUGUUUGUAAAUUACAUAUCUUAAUUGCGACAUGGAUGACGCCGAUAGUGCAGAAACUGUGAGCAGCAGUCGUGCAGGGUCAGCCAACAGCGGCAGGGGAUCUUCAUCCCCUCCACUGAAUAGUCAUCACCUGUACAGUAACAAUAUUUCAGGCAAUAACCCUUCACCGACCUCACUGCAUUCUCCACUCGUGUCGAAGCCUCGACUGUCCUUCAGUAUCUCACGGUUAUUGGGAGACGAGAAAAAGAGGAACAGUCUCAUACCAUCUCCCGUAUCGGAAGGGUACGAAGAUGGGACAGAUGAGCAGGGACAUGGGCCAAAUCAACACCAGCAAAUGUCUCCAAUGGAAGCUAUGUCUGCCGUUGCUAAUUCUUGCGCCGCAGCAGUGGCCAACGGUCUGCCGCCGUCUUUACUGGCUGAGAUGAAGGCAUCCGUUCCCGGGAUGAUAACCGCCUUCGACACUCUGCAUAGGGCACCCAAUGGCUCUGUCAUACGAGUGCCUGCUCAUAGGCCGGCACCUAUGCCAUAUGCGACGACGGCUGGUUUCCCAUGGAUGGGCCCUGCAGGGCCCACUCUAGUGAAAGACAGAUUACAUGUGCCUUUUUCUCUUCCUGCAGGUCUUCCCCCCGUCGCCCCGAGGAGGAUCGGGCACCCCUACCAAAACAGAACUCCCCCCAAAAGAAAAAAACCCCGGACUUCUUUCACACGCAUGCAAAUCUGUGAACUCGAGAAACGAUUCCACAAACAAAAGUACCUCGCCUCUGCCGAACGAGCCGCACUCGCCAAACAACUGAAGAUGACGGACGCACAAGUCAAAACUUGGUUCCAGAAUAGAAGGACAAAGUGGAGACGGCAAACAGCGGAGGAACGUGAAGCCGAGCGGCAGGCUGCCAAUCGCCUGAUGAUGUCUCUGCAUGCUGAAGUGGUGUCCAAGUCCAUGUAUGAGCCUACCAGAGACCCUCUAUGCUUGAGUAACGCGUCCCUGCACGCACUACAAAAUCUUCAGCCAUGGUCGGCUGACAGCUCUGCGGCGGCUCAUGCGGCGGCGGCCGCGGCUUCUCACCACCACCAGUCUACGGAUCGGCCCCCGUACCUUCAGCCGCCAACCUCCCUCACGGCGCCCAUUUGCUGAGGCCAGUCAUUGGAUAGUGCACCGGACCAAGCUCAUCGAUUGAGUGCAUCUCUGGUAAUUUGCUACUUGGUAAGACGCAUCCAACGAAGCAACUGCAGUGGAAACCAGCUGUGAUGGGAAAGGCUGCACGAGCAGUUCUGACCAGAAAUAAAUGAGUGCCAAACCUUGAAUGCUAUUCCAAACACAUUCGACGCGCGCAAGUGUAGAGUUUCAUUAGUUUAAAGUUUGUUUAACUUCCAUUUUCUUUUUUAACUUUCUUGAGACCUUUCCAUGUCCAUCCUUUGUUAUUCACAAAUCCUUUGUUUUAUUGCCUUGAAAUUCUGAUAUUUACUAAAGAUCAGUUUUUCAUUUUAAGAUCUUUCAAUGCUACGGUUUCAUGACCAUUGACAUACCACAUUUAUUGAAACUCAGUUUCAUUAAUUCAGGAGCAGAAUAAUGUACACUAAUAUUUUGUAAUUUUUUAUA